Molecule: messenger RNA, 8849 nt
Organism: Candoia aspera
Lineage: Eukaryota; Metazoa; Chordata; Lepidosauria; Squamata; Candoiidae
Gene: MED13L
Product: mediator complex subunit 13L
Exons: 31
Coding region: 573-7205 (2210 amino acids)
Biological process (GO): regulation of transcription by RNA polymerase II
Cellular component (GO): mediator complex
Molecular function (GO): transcription coregulator activity
Source: RefSeq, a predicted model, not a curated record
UGUGUAUGAGUGCGAGGCGGCGCUGAGGGGAGCCCGCAGGGAGAAGGAGCGGCGGCGGCGGCGGCGGCGGCGAGAGGUCGCGCUCGAUCCGUAGCCGGGCGGCGAGGAAGGGAACGACGCCGCCGCCGCCUCCUCCUUCUCCGCCUCCGCCGCCAGCGGGAGAGAAGGAGGAGCGGCUGCCCGCCUGCCUCCGCCCGCCCUGAGGGGACCCACCCGGCGGCGGCGGCGGCGGCGGCUCCCCUGAAGUGCGCCGCUUGUCGUCGCCGCCCGCCUCGUUUCCCGCCCCCCAUCAUUUCCUUGGCCCGACGCGGGCGGGCGGAAGCGGCAGCCCCGCCCGCGCCGAGUGGCGGUAGCGCGGCCCCCUCGCCGCCGCCGCCGCCCUUUCUCUCCGGCUCGGCUCCCGGGGAGGCAGCGGGGGACCUCGCGGAGGGAGGCAGGCAGGCAGGCAGGGCGGGCGGGCGGCCCGGGCCUCCGCCUCCGCCGGGCCCGCCCCCCUCGGCGCCCGUGCGGCUCCCCCGCUCCGCCCGGCCAGACAUGCCCCGCUCUGGAGGCCGGGCUCGCCGAGGAGGACCAUGACUGCGGCGGCGAACGGGGCGAGCCUGGAGGACUGUCACUCCAACCUCUUCUCCCUGGCGGAACUGACAGGCAUCAAGUGGCGUAGGUAUAACUUUGAAGGUCACGGAGAUUGUGGACCGAUUAUCUCAGCCCCUGCUCAAGAUGACCCAAUUCUCCUGAGUUUCAUCCGAUGUCUACAGGCCAACCUGUUGUGUGUCUGGCGCCGUGAUGUCAAACCGAAUUGUAAGGAGCUGUGGAUAUUCUGGUGGGGAGAUGAACCAAAUCUAAUAGAUGUAAUUCACCAUGAGCUACACAUGGUAGAAGAGGGACUUUGGGAGAAUGGGCUUUCAUACGAGUGCAGAACGCUGCUUUUCAAGGCGAUCCACAACCUGUUGGAAAGGUGCCUAAUGGACAAAAACUUUGUAAGGAUUGGGAAAUGGUUCAUCCGGCCAUAUGAAAAAGAUGAAAAGCCUAUUAACAAAAGUGAGCAUUUGUCCUGCGCCUUCACAUUCUUCCUCCAUGGGGAAAGUAAUGUGUGUACGAGUGUGGAGAUUGCUCAGCACCAGCCAAUCUACCUUAUCAGUGAGGAGCACCUUCAUAUGGCCCAGUCCUCUCCUAUGCCUUUUCAAGUGUUGAUCAGUCCAUAUGGCUUAAGUGGUACUUUAACGGGCCAAGGUUACAAGAUGUCGGACCCAGCAACCAGGAAGUUAAUUGAAGAAUGGCAGUAUUUUUAUCCGAUGGUGCUGAAGAAAAAGGAGAGUGUGAAAGAGGAAGAAGAACUGGGAUACGAUGACGAUUUUCCAGUGGCAGUAGAAGUCAUAGUUGGUGGCGUCCGAAUGGUGUACCCUUCCGCCUUUGUUCUUAUCUCUCAAAAUGACAUUCCCGUGUCUCAGAGCACUUCCACACCAGGAAGCCACGGCAGUGUGGCACAACAAGCAACCGGAAACUUGAAAGACACCAGCAGUUGUGGAAUGUUACUCACCCCACCCACUUCUCCGGAGCAGACCAUCAUAGGUGAAAGUGGAGGCAUUCCAAGCAUAAUCAAUCAUCCAGCAGCACCAGAGGGAAUGGUCACUAUGCAGAGUCCAAAAAAAUCAGGGAAGAUUCCUCCAAAAUUCCAGAACUGUAUGGUCCACAGAGUUUGGAAGGAGUGUAUCCUCAACAGGACACAGUCCAAAAGGAAUCCAGUUCCUGCUACCAAUGUGGAGGAAGAUGCCCCUAUCAACUGUGUUUCUUGGGAUUUUGUUGAUUCAGCCCAAAGAGUCCCCUGCUCUUGUUCCAGGCACAAACUCCUCAAGCAACGCUGUGCUGUCGGUUCAAGUCGUCCACCCACGAUAUCCCAGCCAGGGUUUGGUGUGGGACCCUCCUCCACCCCCACCUUACCACCUCCUGCCUCUAAGCACAAAACCACAGAGAGGCAGGAGAAAUCAGAGAAAGCUCAGAAGAGGUCACUGCUGCCAUUUCAUCAUCGUCCCUCUGUCACCGAAGAGCUGUGUAUGGAGCAGGACCCUUCAGGACAGAAGUUGGCCUUGGCAGGGAUGGAGCCCUCUUUGGAAACUGCUAGCAGCAGGAAGUAUGAGAAGCACCUUUCCCUGCCUCCCCGACAGCCAAGCAAGCAAACUAAUUCGAAUCCUAUGGAUUCUCCCCAUUCCCCCAUAUCUCCCCUGCCUCCAACACUCAGUCCCCAGCCAAGGGGACAGGAAGCCGACAGUUUGGACCCACCAUCUGAUCCUGUGAAUCCAGCCCUCUACAGCAGUGGAUUAGAACUUCAGCCAAUGGCCAGCACGGAGGAUAGGACAGUCCUUGUGGGCCAGAGGUUGCCUCUGAUGGCUGAAGUCAGUGAGACAGCUUUGUAUUGUGGAGUUGUACACAACCAGGAGUCAUCCAACAAAUGGCAGGGAUAUUCUCUUCCUCUACGCAGCGAUCUAGAAUUCAGGCCUCCGGAACUCCAGUGUGAGAUAUAUGAUGUCAAGAUGGACGUUGCAUCUGAAAACAGUGCACUGAAAAGGCUCUUAGCACAACCUCAUAAAAGAUUUAAAAUCCUGGAGGAAACCCUACCUGUUCCAGCCAUGAAUUAUCUUGACCCCUUACCUCUGAUUCCUCAGUCUGGCGAAUGCUUGGGAGAUGCCACUGAUCCAUAUACAUUUCAGGAUGGGGACAUCAAAUACAGCUUCACAGGCUCUAAAAAAUGCAAACUUGGGACUGAUAGAGAACCUCUGAAGAAGAUUAAGCCAGAAGAUGGAACUGCCACUAAAGAGCUAUCUUCAGGAGGCCAUUCUACCACCAUGCCGGAUGGGAAAGAUGCAAUGUCCAUCUUCAGUUCUGCACCUAAGACAGAUACUCGGCAAGAUAAUUCUGCUAGCCGAGCUGGUUCAGGUAGCCUAACCCAAGUAACCGACUUAGCUCCUUCUCUCCACGAUUUGGAUAAUCUCUUUGAUAAUUCAGAUGAAGAUGAGCCUGGUGCUGUCUCCCCGCCCCUCCGAUCAUCAAAAAUGCCACCGGUGGGAACUGAAGAGCGGCAUCUAGGCAAGGAUGGGAGGACAGCAGUUCCUUAUCCUCCGACUGUUGCAGAUCUGCAGAGGAUGUUCCCAACACCACCCUCCUUGGAACAGCACCCUGCUUUUUCACCUGUCAUGAGCUACAAAGAUGGCAUCAGCUCGGAGACUGUAACUGCGCUGGGGAUGAUGGAAAGCCCAGUGGUCAACAUGGUUGCGACUCAACUCACAGAGUUUAAAAUGGAGGUGGAAGAUGGAUUGGGCAGUCCAAAGCCAGAAGAAGUCAAGGAUUUUUCCUUUGUGCACAAAGUGUCCACCUUUCAGCCCUUUAUGGGGUCUUCCAUGUUCGCCCCUUUGAAGAUGCUACCAAGCCAGUGCCUGCUACCACUGAAAAUUCCAGAGGCCUGUGUCUAUCGGCCUUCUUGGGCUAUUCCUCCCAAAAUUGAGCAACUUCCUUUACCGACUGCAGCUGCUUUCAUCAGAGAUGGUUACAACAAUAUACCCAGUGUUGGGAGCCUGGCAGAUCAAGACUACCUUCAAAUGAACACUCCACAGAUGAGCACUCCUGUGACGCUAAAUAGCACUGCCCCUGCCAGCAACAGUGGCGCGGGCGUGUUGCCUUCCCCGGCCACCCCUCGCUUCUCCGUCCCAACCCCACGCACACCCAGGACUCCGCGGACUCCGAGAGGCGGGGGCACAGCCAGCGGGCAAGGAUCUGUGAAAUACGACAGCACAGACCAGGGGUCGCCAGCUUCCACGCCCUCGACCACCCGGCCCCUCAACUCCGUGGAGCCGGCCACUGUCCUACCGAUUCUGGAAGCCCACAGCCUGUACGUCAUGCUCAUCCUCUCCGACUCCGUGCUGAAUAUUUUUAAAGAUAGCAACUUUGACAGCUGCUGCAUUUGCGCUUGCAACAUGAAUAUCAAGGGUGCGGACGUUGGGCUAUAUAUUCCAGAUUCAUCUAAAGAGGACCAAUAUCGAUGCACUUGUGGAUUCAGUGCAAUUAUGAAUCGCAAGCUAGGGUACAACUCGGGCCUGUUCAUCGAGGAUGAGUUAGAUAUUUUUGGCAGGACUUCAGACAUUGGCCAAGUUGCCGAAAGGAGGUUGAUGAUGAGUCAGACCACCUUAAUUCCUCAGCUAGGAGAAGGCUCCAAAAGGGUUCAGGAGCCCCCAGUGAGUCUUCUCCUCCUCCUCCAAAAUCAGCACACCCAACCUUUCACCUCACUGAGCUGCUUGGACUACAUGUCUGUCACAAGCCGGCCAAUGCUCUCCUACACAAACUGGAGUUACGACAGGGUUCAGGCUGAAAGCCAUGAUUCCUGGAAUGAGUGCUUUAAUGCUCUGGAGCAAGGCCGACAGUAUGUGGAUAACCCUACAGGUGGGAAAGUGGAUGAAGCUCUGGUCCGAAGUGCUACGGUUCACUCUUGGCCUCACAGCAAUGUCCUAGACAUCAGCAUGCUUUCCUCCCAAGACGUGGUGCGCAUGCUUCUCUCUCUCCAGCCCUUCCUACAGGAUGCCAUUCAGAAGAAGCGCACUGGCAGGACCUGGGAGAAUAUCCAGCAUGUUCAAGGACCCCUCACCUGGCAGCAGUUCCAUAAAAUGGCAGGACGGGGAACCUAUGGUUCCGAAGAGUCACCGGAGCCUCUUCCAAUACCCACUUUGUUGGUUGGCUACGAUAAGGACUUCCUGACAAUCUCCCCGUUCUCCCUGCCAUUCUGGGAGAGGCUGCUCUUAGAUCCCUACGGGGGUCAUCGGGAUGUUGCCUAUAUUGUGGUGUGUCCAGAAAACGAGGCCUUGCUUGACGGAGCCAAAACUUUCUUCAGGGAUUUAAGCGCCGUAUAUGAGAUGUGUCGGCUUGGUCAACAUAAACCAAUCUGUAAAGUGUGGCAUGAUGGGAUCAUGCGAGUGGGAAAGACGGUGGCCCAGAAGCUGGCAGAUGAGCUUGUGAGCGACUGGUUUAACCCACCCUGGGGCAAUGAAGAUUGUGACAAUCAUUCCAGGCUCAAACUUUAUGCGCAAGUUUGUCGUCACCACCUAGCACCUUACUUAGCUACUUUGCAACUCGAUAGCAGCCUGCUGCUGCCACCAAAACACCAAACUGCACCUCCACCAUCAUCAAACCUGGAGCAAACCGUAUCUGGGAAUGCAGGAUCAGUUUCCUCCAACUCGGCCUGUCUUGGAUCUGCAGCUCCCCCAGCUGGCACUUCUUUCACCUCCACAACUAAUGGGACCACUGGUCUCCCGGUGGGCACCAGUACAGCCCCAGGGUCCGCAGUGCCCCAGCUGUCAGCCUCCUCCUCCACAUCCAGUAUUAGUCAGACAAGCACUACCUCCUCUUCAGGGUUCAGUGGAGGCCUACCUCAAGGUCAAAACCCAACUUCUGGGGCAAUUCCCACAGAGAGACCCCAAGGAAGCACAGUCCCGGGAGGAGAUGCAGAGGCAGGGCAGGUCUCAUCGCAGCAAUCACAGGAAGGGCAGGAAAACUCUGCAGAGAGGGAGAGGAUAGGAAUCCCCACAGAACCUGAGUCUGCAGACAGCCAUGCCUACCCACCAGCUGUUGUCAUCUAUAUGGUGGACCCCUUCACCUAUACCGCAGAAGAGGAAUCUUCUUCUGCCAGUUUCUGGCUUUUGAGCUUGAUGCGCUGUUACACCGAAAUGUUGGACAACCUCCCUGAAAACAUGAGGAGUUCUUUCAUUCUUCAGAUUGUGCCUUGCCAAUACAUGCUGCAGACCAUGAAGGACGAGCAGAUCUUUUAUAUUCAGCACUUGAAAUCUCUGGCAUUUUCAGUCUACUGCCAGUGCAGGCGACCGCUACCCACACAGAUUCACAUUAAGUCUCUGACUGGUUUUGGACCAGCUGCCAGCAUUGAGAUGACUCUCAAGAACUCAGAGCGGCCGAGUCCCAUUCAGCUGUACUCCCCUCCAUUCAUCCUGGCACCUAUCAAAGACAAGCAGACAGAGCUUGGGGAGACCUUUGGCGAAGCCAGCCAGAAGUACAAUGUGCUGUUUGUUGGGUAUUGUCUCUCUCAUGAUCAGCGUUGGCUUCUGGCCUCCUGCACUGACCUGCACGGUGACUUGUUGGAAACCUGCAUCGUCAACAUCGAUUUGCCAAACAGACCACGGAGGUGCAAAGUCUCAUCACGUAAAAUUGGCCUGCAGAAGCUAUGGGAAUGGUGUGUUGGGAUCAUCCAGAUGACGUCACUUCCCUGGAGAGUUGUGAUUGGGCGCCUUGGGCGGCUUGGCCACGGGGAGCUGAAAGACUGGAGCAUCCUGCUCGGAGAGUGCUCCCUGCAGACAAUCAGUAAGCAGUUGAAGGAGGUGUGUCGGAUGUGUGGCAUCUCCUCUGCAGAUUCUCCCUCCAUCCUCAGCGCCUGCCUGGUUGCCAUGGAGCCACAGGGGUCAUUUGUGGUGAUGCCAGAUGCUGUCACCAUGGGUUCCGUGUUUGGCCGCAGCACUGCCCUUAAUCUGCAAUCUUCUCAACUGAAUACUCCACAGGAUGCCUCUUGUACGCACAUCCUGGUUUUUCCAACUUCUGCAACCAUCCAGGUCGCUCCCGCAAAUUAUCCCAAUGAAGAUGGAUUCAGCCCCAAUAAUGAUGACAUGUUUGACCUCCCAUUCCCGGAUGACAUGGACAAUGACAUUGGCAUCCUGAUGACUGGGAACCUUCACUCAUCCCCAAAUUCUUCCCCCGUCCCUUCUCCUGGUUCUCCUGGAAUCGGAGUAGGACCAUCCUUUCAGCACAGCCGGAGCCAAGGUGAGCGCCUCCUUUCCCGGGAAGCCCCCGAAGAGCUGAAGCAGCAGCCCCUCGCCCUGGGAUACUUCGUUUCUACUGCCAAAACUGAGAACCUUCCUCAGUGGUUCUGGUCCUCCUGUCCACAGGCUCAGAACCAGUGUCCCCUCUUUCUAAAGGCAUCACUGCAUCAUCACAUCUCCGUAGCACAGACAGAUGAACUCCUUCCUGCCCGGAAUUCCCAGAGGGUUCCCCAUCCCUUGGAUUCCAAAACCACAUCAGAUGUCCUAAGGUUUGUCCUGGAACAGUACAAUGCAUUGUCGUGGCUCACCUGUAAUCCUGCCACCCAGGAUCGUGGUUCUUGCCUCCCUGUCCACUUUGUGGUGCUCACCCAGCUCUACAAUGCCAUCAUGAACAUCCUUUAAUAGCAGAGACAGGACGAGCCAACCUUCCCUUUCCACUUGAACAACAUGCCACGGCCUGUUCAGGCCCAGCCUGGAGGGGCCUGAGCCGGGCUCCGUUUCCUCAAGGAGCAGGAGAAUUGUCUUCAGUGUUUGGAGCCUACCAAAUGGAGCCCGCCAGCAUCUCUGAGAGGCGUUUCAGGCAGUGGACGUAUUACAACUUUAAGGCAGUGUUAAUUUGCUGGCUGAACGUUACAGAACAACGGACCACGGUGAAGACGACACGUCUCUCAUUUCAUUUUUCUUUCUUUCUCCUUUCUUUUCCGCGCAUGGAUCUCUGCCUAAGAAGAGCAACAUGUUGUCGUGACCAGUCUGGGUGGCCCAAAGCUUCUUCUGUUCCUUGAAAACCAUCGUAUAAACUUGGCUGUGACGAAGAACCGAUUCUGCUAGUUGAAAAAUCAUGGGAUUUUUGGUGUACCUGGAACUCCGGUCAGAGUGGAUUGGGACGAAUGAAUGUGUUUGUCACCCGUCCAUGUAGAUACGAAUGGUCUGGAGAUACGCUGAAGUUUGUUCAGUUUAUUGUUUUAUUUUAAUUUAUUUAUAGGGGCUACUAAAUUAUAGAGGACCAGGUACAGCACGUGAUCCGACUCCAUCCCACCGAGAAGUGGGGUUAUUUUUUGGUAUACCUCUUGCUUUUUAGCCUAGAAAGGGGGGUGGGGUGGGGUGGAGCAGGGAACAGUUCAAACGAGCCAAUGAGGAAGAACUCAAGAGUCAGCUUUUUUUAUUGUUUUGGUGGACCCAUUGAGUUAAGGAGGCCUGCAGAGAGAUUUUUAAGUAAAUUAGAUAAACAACAUGCAAUGCAAACUAGCUGAGACCAGUGGAAAACUAUGGAACCCAUGAAAACAGCCUUCCCCCAUCUGACAGCAUCCAGAUGUUUUGGGAACCAGCAUCUCAUUACCAGGAGCCAUUAGCAGCAUGAUUGUUUGGUACAUAGGCUGGGGAUCAUGGGAGGUGUAGUUAGCGUAGCUGGAAGGGACCAAAUUGGAAAAGGCUGCUUCAGAGAGGAACCCCCCAAAAAGGGGGAAAAAAACCCAAAUUGAAAGCAAAAGGGAGUUGAAGGAGGAGUUUGAUCAAUGUGGAAAUUUUUCCUGCAUGCCAUUCGCAUAUCCACAUUCAGGUACACUCAAUUUUGAAACGAUUAUGUGUGUAUUCCCCCACCCCACGGCACCCACCAGUCUUCGUAAGAAAUAUUUUAGAGAAAUUUUUAAAAGCUACUUCGUUACGUUGAUAUUGAAAACGAAAACCACUGGUGGGGAAAAAAAAUAGCCUGACUUAGUUAAAAUGUUGUGUCAGGGUUUUGUUUUUGUUUUUAAAAGAAAAGCUUAAAGCCAUUAAAUUGUUUGAAUGACUCCUGGGAUUGGAGAAGUCUAAGGGGCAUUCCCAUUUCUAGUGGAUACAGGCCUGGGCUGCUUCUAAGGAAAAAAGGGUCAGGGACUUGGUCAUUAUAUACGGCCACCCUUGGAGAAUCCUUUAACAGUUUUGAAGUUCUUCCGAAAGUCUGUCUUCUUCUGGUUAAAAAAAAAUGAAAAUUUCUAUGAAUUUAAAUAUUUUUCUUGAAAUGACAAUGUAAUGUUUAAAUCAGAUUUAUUAUUAUUGUUAUUAUUAUUA